AUGUUCGAAUGGUUUCCCAGCCAAAAUACCACGCCAGAACACGUCAAAAUGUGGCCUGCAAUGUCCCUUCUUUUCUUUGGGGUCCCCCUACUGGCACAGGCCUUUUUGUCGGAUCUCCCUCCCGCCUUCAAAGAUACGCCCGCAAUAUGGGCAUAUGUCUCCUACGGCACCCCCUCUAUAGCCGCUCUUACUGGUUCGUUCAACCGUUCUGCUAUGGAUGCGCCUCAUGAGAGCAAAGCUAGCGACCCGCUCCUCGUAAACGCUAAUAACUUUCUCAACACCUCAAACUUCGUUGCGUAUGACGAAAGAUUCUUCAGUAUCUUCGGACCAAAGGCAACAGUAAAGCAUGUGCAGCAGCUAGCACUACAAGUACACGAAGCGCCGUGUUACAAUAAGGAUACAAAAGAACUUUACUUCGUGGAAUGGGGUCCUCCCGGGGGCGAUAGCGGCACUCACAACUGGCAAUAUCUACUAGAUACAACAAGCAACACUCUCAAAAGAAUCACGACAAACCCGCCAACAGUUAACGCUCACGGUUGUGUUUAUUAUCGCGGUGCCUACCACGUCGUAACUGAUGGAACACAUGAUGAAACAGGCGCUCUUGUCCGGGUUGACCCGAAGAGUUUUGAAAAGACUGUUAUUCUGAAUAACUACUACCAACAGCCGUUCAUGGGACUCAACGAUAUUGAAAUUGACUCGGAAGGGAACUUUUGGAUCACGGACUCAAAGUCCGGUUGGGGUCGAGAUUUAGUCCCCUUCAACCCACCAACCAAUCCUACAGUCUACAUGGUCAACGGUACAACAUUGACCCCAAAGGUUGUUCACGUCACCACUGGCAAUGCGAAUGGCGUGGCCGUCUCACCACUUGAGAAAGGUCGGCACACGCUGUACUUACCCGACACAGGUGUCUCCGAAUCCAAGCCCAUCUCUCGGAAAAACCCUUAUGGCAACCGAGCGCUGUUCGCAUAUGAUGUAGCGAUAGGUGGAGUUCUUACGAAUUCACGCUUUUUGAACAACCCAAUCUCUUACUUUUAUGAUGGUAUUCGGGUUUCGAGAAAUGGUUGGAUUUUCGUUGGUGCUGGCGACGGGGUGGAUGUCAUCGAUCCAGUCUCUGGCCUGACUCUUGGCACUGUCCGAGUUGGCGGCGGUGAGAAUCUCGCUGUCAACUUGGCUUUCGGAGAGCACGAGAUGUGGAUUGUGGGAAAGGGCGGUGUUUGGCAUGUCAAUAAUGUUGCAGAACGAUUGGAUAGAGACUGGUAG
Molecule: messenger RNA, 1260 nt
Organism: Colletotrichum truncatum
Lineage: Eukaryota; Fungi; Ascomycota; Sordariomycetes; Glomerellales; Glomerellaceae
Product: lactonohydrolase
Source: RefSeq, a predicted model, not a curated record